AGUCGCUCCACAGACACCGCACCACACUCAGGCGUCACAACAACCGACCGUCACCCACCGGGACCGGCCGUUUGCUCGGUGACUGCCCGCUAUCAGUGGCCAGGGCUGCUGUCAGAGAGGGUCCGGUGGACAGAGCCAGAGCAGGGGACGGGGGGCCGCGGAUAGCACCGAGCAGCUCGCUGGUUCACAAGUCAACCCGGUAACCGUCUGUCCGCUCAAGAGACACCGAGGACCGCCGCGGAUGGAUCCGUUCUGCCGCUAACCUCGGCAGGCGGGCUACAUGCUAACAGGCUAACGUCCCCGUCCAGCAGCGCCCGCCAACCGUCACUACGAGUCCCGGUACUGUUGGUACGGGACGGUUAACGGCCACCAUGCUGUCGUUCCGGUAAACGGAACUACACCCUACAGUUGGCCGCCUGCUGUGGAGCUAACGGUUAGCUGCGGAACAUCUGGCCGCAGCUAACUCUGCGUACAGUGGCCGACGAUGGUCGCAGUGACGGCAGCUGCUCUGGAGGAACAGGCCGGCCCCGCUCCCCGCUUCUUCCGCCCCGCACGACCCACACAGACCCGCACAGCGUCCAUGUAAACCGGUGAACCGUGCGUGUCGGUCGGGCUGCGGCGCUAAGACCCCGCACACGUCGCAGCAGCGGCAUCAGCGGAAAACAUGCAGGCGGCGCAGCUGCAGUACGAUUUCUUCUGUGAGGACAACGCUCCGAAAUGGAGAGGCCUCCUGGUGCCGUCACUGGAGAAGGUACUGAACCAGGUGCAUCCUAACCUGGUGUCCCAGCAGGAGGCGCUGCAGUACAUCGAAGAGCUGAUCCUGCUUCUACUCAGUAUGUUGUGUCAGGCUCAACCCCGAAGUGUACAGGACGUUGAGGAGCGGGUUCAGAAGAGUUUUCCUCACCCCAUCGAUAAGUGGGCGAUCGCUGACGCUCAGGCCGCCAUCGAGAAGAGGAAGAGGAGGAACCCACUGGCCCUUCCUGUGGACAAGAUACACCCACUGCUCAAGGAGGUGCUAGGCUAUAAGAUUGACCACCAGGUGUCAGUGUACAUGGUGGCGGUGUUGGAGUACAUCUCUGCAGACAUCCUGAAGCUCGCAGGAAACUACGUCAGAAACAUCCGUCACUACGAGAUCUCACAGCAGGACAUCACUGUGGCCAUGUGUGCUGACAAGGUGUUGAUGGACAUGUUCCAUCAGGACGAGGAGGACAUCAGCGGUUUCCCUCUGAUGGACGAGGAGCCCUCAGCCAAUGAGGAGCAGAGUUACUACGAGCUGGUGAGAAGCUUCAUGUCUGAUGGUCGUCAAUACCUGAGACAACUGGAGCUUCUGAUCAAGGUGUUCAGAGAACCGUUCACCUCCAGCCCCAUGCUGUUCUCCCAGCACGACGUGGACAGUAUCUUCAGUCGGAUCGUAGAUAUACACGAGGUGACAGUGAAGCUGCUGGGUCUGAUCGAGGACACGGUGGAGAUGACCGAUGAUGGAAGUCCUCAUCCUCUGGUGGGAAGCUGCUUCGAGGACCUGGCUGAGGAAUUGGCCUUUGACCCCUAUGAGACGUACACUCAGGACAUCCUUCGUUCUGGUUUCCAUGAACACUUCCUCAGUCAGGUGUCCAAACCUGGAGCCGCCUUUCACCUGCAAUCCAUCUGUGAAGGUUUUAAAGAGGCUGUUCAGUAUGUUCUGCCCAGACUGCUGCUCACACCUGUUUACCACUGUCUGCACCUGUUUGAGAUCCUCAAGCAACUGGAGGAUAAGAGUGAGGAUGAGGAGGAUAAGGAAUGUUUGAAACAGGCCAUCACAGCCCUGCUCAACCUGCAGAGCAGCAUGGAGAGGAUCUGCUCCAGGAGUCUCGCCAAGAGGAGGCUCAGCGAGUCGGCGUGUCGUUUCUACAGCCAUCAGAUGAAGGGGAAGCACCUGGCCAUCAAGAAGAUGAACGAGAUCCAGAAGAACAUCGACGGCUGGGAGGGGAAGGACAUCGGACAGUGCUGCAAUGAGUUCAUUAUGGAAGGCACUCUGACGCGCGUUGGCGCCAAACAUGAGCGCCACAUCUUCCUCUUUGACGGACUGAUGAUCUGCUGCAAAUCCAACCACGGCCCGCCGCGGCUUCCCGGCGCGGGCUCCACAGCAGAGUACCGGCUCAAAGAGAAGUUCUUCAUGCGGAAAGUCCAGAUCAAUGACAAGGACGACAAGGAAGGCGAGUACCGGCAUGCCUUCGAGAUCAUCCUGAAGGACGGGAACAGUGUGGUGUUCGCAGCCAAGUCUGCCGAGGAGAAGAACGGCUGGAUGGCGGCGCUGAUCUCGCUGCAAUACCGCAGCACGCUAGAGCGCAUGCUGGACUCGGCCAUGCUGCAGGAAGAGAAGGAGGAGCAGAUGAGGCUGCCGGGGACGGAGGUGUACCGGUUCACAGAGCCGGACUCUGAGGAGAACGUUGUGUUUGAAGAGAAUGUCCAGUCUAAGUCAGGGAUCCCCAUCAUCAAAGCAGGGACGGUCCUGAAACUGAUCGAGAGACUCACCUUCCACAUGUACGCAGAUCCAAACUUUGUCCGAACAUUUCUGACCACCUACAGAUCUUUCUGUAAACCUCAGGAGCUGCUGGACCUGCUCAUCGAGAGGUUUGAGAUCCCGGAGCCAAAGCCAAAUGAGGAUCAGGUGGAGGGAGGAGAGCAGCCACUCAGUGCUGAACUCAAACGCUUCCGCAAAGAGUUUGUUCAACCGGUCCAGCUCAGAGUGCUGAAUGUGUGUCGUCACUGGGUGGAGCAUCACUUCUACGACUUUGAGAGAGAUUUUCACCUGCUGAGACGACUGGAGGACUUCAUUGCCUCAGUCAGAGGUAAGGCGAUGAGGAAGUGGGUGGAGUCGAUCACUAAGAUCAUUCAAAGGAAGAAGCAGAAGCAGCAGGUGCCAGUGAGUUUGUCCAGUCACAGCAUCACCUUCCAGAACUCCCCUCCCCCCAUCGAGUGGCACAUCUGUAAACCAGGAAACACCGAGCAGUUCGACCUCAUGACGCUGCAUCCCAUCGAGAUCGCACGGCAACUCACUCUGCUUGAGUCCGACUUCUACAGGGCGGUGCAGCCGUCGGAGCUGGUCGGAAGCGUCUGGACCAAAGAGGACAAAGAGAUUCACUCCCCAAAUCUAUUGAGGAUGAUUCGACACACCACAAACCUCACGCUGUGGUUUGAAAAGUGUAUCGUAGAAACAGAGAACCUGGAGGAACGAGUGGCUGUCGUUUCUCGGAUCAUUGAGAUCCUUCAGGUUUUUCAGGAACUCAACAACUUCAACGGCGUUCUUGAGGUCGUCAGCGCCAUGAACUCCUCUCCUGUCUACAGACUGGACCACACUUUUGAGCAAAUCCCGAGUCGACAGAGAAAAAUCCUGGAGGAAGCUCAUGAGCUGAGUGAAGAUCACUACAAGAAAUAUUUAGCCAAACUGCGCUCGAUCAACCCCCCCUGUGUCCCUUUCUUUGGAAUCUACCUGACCAACAUCCUGAAGACAGAGGAGGGAAACCCUGACUUCUUGCGGAGACACGGCAAAGACCUGAUCAACUUCAGUAAGAGACGGAAAGUGGCUGAAAUCACUGGCGAGAUCCAACAGUACCAGAACCAGCCGUACUGUCUGAGGGGGGAGAACGACAUCAGGAAGUUCUUCGAGAACCUGAACCCGAUGGAGGACAUGUCGGAGAAGGACUUUGCUGAUCAUCUGUUCAACAAAUCUCUGGAGAUUGAACCUCGGAACGCCCGAUCGUUGCCUCGGUUUGUGAAGAAGUACACCUCUCCUCUGAAGUCUCCGGGGAUCCGUCCCACCUCGGCCAGGCCCGGCACCAUGCGACACCCGACGCCGCUGCAGAACGAGCCCAGGAAGAUCAGCUAUAGCCGCAUCCCUGACACCGAGGCCGAGGGGGGAGCGGUCUCCGCCCCCAACUCCCCCCGCACCCCCCUGACUCCGCCCCCUGCCUCUGCCGCCUCCAGCUCCACUGACGUAGGCAGCGUCUUUGAUUCGCCACAGGGUCCCAGUAGCCCCUUCCACUCUAACUGCGACAGUAUCUUUGCUGUGUUCUCUCUGCCUCAUGGCCCACGGUCGUCUUCCGUCUCCUCCAUGGUGAGUUUCAGUCGGGGAUCAGAAGACGCUCCUGUCCCUCCUCCUGUUCCUCCUCGGAGACGACCAGAGUCAGCGCCUGCUGAGUCCUCCCCCUCCAAGAUGAUGUCAAAGUUGGACAGCCCCCCCGCCGUCCCCCCUCGUCAGCCCACCUGUAAGCUCCUCCCCCCUCGUUACUCCUCGUCGUUGUCCUCGUCGUCUCCCCCCGACAGCCCCCCCUCGCUGCCUCCACGAGAGCCCCUCAGUUCUCCUCUGCACCUCCUCCCCCCACCUCAGGGUCGCCCCCGCUGUGACUUGCUUCCUCAGGCCUUCUUCCCCUCCACCACCAGCUCUUCACCCUCCAUCAGCUCUGCCCCCACUGUCUCCUCACCCCCCCUCCCUCCGCCCACCCCUGUCAGCCCUAGCCCCGCCUCCAGGAAGAUGCCUCUCCCCUCCCCACCCCUCGUCCCCUUGGACGGCCCCCCUGUGCCCCCCCGACACAGUGUCCCCAAACUCCCUCCCAAGACCUACAAGAGGGAGUCUCUGAGCCAUGCCCCCUUGCUGGACACGCCCCCUGCACUGUGAUUGGACAGUCUGGACCUACUAAAUUGGGCGGGGCAGAUGAUUGGACAGCAAUUGGAGGGGUUGAGCUAGAUUAGCUAACACUACAGCUAAUUGGAUCAGAACGGAUAAUGGUUUUCAAGAUAGAAUAAAAGACAGAUGACUGCUCUUAUUCUGAAAAAUCCAGGAGAACGUCUGGAGAACAUUGGAGAACAUUCUUCUGUCUGUGGUCAGAUGUUCAUUUCUGUUUCUUGUCUGGGACCUGGUGUUGACCAGACUCAUGCAGAGAGGAUUGUGGGUAAUGUAGUCCUGCACAAACUGACAUUGCCUUCAGGUACUGGAUCAGAACCACAGAGGUUCUGGUGGAACUUUUAGUCUGAAUGUUGAUGAUGUAACGUGAUGAUGCUUCUUUAAAACAAGGGAAUAAACGACAGAACACGUUUUUA
Scophthalmus maximus (turbot) is the source of this 5076-nucleotide messenger RNA. RefSeq names its product son of sevenless homolog 1. Gene Ontology annotation, cellular component: plasma membrane; nucleosome. Gene Ontology annotation, biological process: Ras protein signal transduction; positive regulation of GTPase activity. Lineage: Eukaryota; Metazoa; Chordata; Actinopteri; Pleuronectiformes; Scophthalmidae. Bases 665 to 4654 code for a protein of 1329 amino acids. The record is from RefSeq and is a predicted model, not a curated record. The transcript has 23 exons. Gene Ontology annotation, molecular function: guanyl-nucleotide exchange factor activity; DNA binding; protein heterodimerization activity.